ACCCUGGAGGGUGGGAAACCUCUGAAAGAGGCCAUUGGCGAGGUUAGCUAUGGGGCGAGUUUCAUAGAGUACUAUGCUGAAGAGGCAAAACGUGUGUAUGGUGACAUCAUUCCAUCCACAUUACCAGAUCGAAGGUUGUUUGUUUUAAAGCAGGUGAGCAUCCUUAGGGGAGUGUAUGUGUUGACUAACCAAGUUGACAGCGAAGGCGAUGUCAGGUCUAGUGUAUCACUAGGUUUGCAUCCCAAGUUACCAGUUUUCAUCAACAGAUCAAGGAUGUAUUUUCUUUGGGAAACAAAAAUGCCCUUCCUUGAUCAAGAAACCUCCAUCCCCAAGAAGUACCGCAAUUGCCCAAGAUCUUUCACUUCAAACUCCGUUGCUAAACACUUCUUCAAUCUUUCCAUCUCAGCUAUAUUAUCUCAUGUUAGGAUGAUAUCAUCCACAUAUACAAUUAAAAUAAUUAUUGUCCCAUCUGUGGAUUAUCUAUCAAACCAUGCUCUAGGUGACUGCUUGAGCCCAUACAAAGAUUUCUUGAGUCUGCACACUCGAUUUUCCUCAUUAGAUUUAUUGAAGCCUGAUGUGCGAAUGUUUCGUGUAGUCGAUGCCAUAUGUUUAUGCUUCCUGAAUAUUCCUUGUAAUUUAUGUUUCAUCAAGGUAGAUCGUCAUUAUUCUGAGAUUGAGAAUCAUCAGAGGACUUCUCAUCAGUUCCCAACAUCAGUUCAGACUCUCUUGGUACCUCAGAUUAUUUCCUUGUCACUUUGUUCUCCUUCAUCUUCCCCUGAAUUCAAGUUUCCUUCUAUGUAUGGCACUUUAGAGGGUAGGGUGACUGAAUCAGUAUAUGGGAUAUCAGAGAGAUCAAGAUUGACUGCAUUAGCAGCAGCUGACCUCUCCAUUCAAGCUGGAAUCCCACCAGGUGUAGUAAAUGUUGUAAUGGGAAACGCUGCUGAUAUUGGGGAAGCUUUGCUUGCAAGUUCACAGGUAAGAAAGAUAACAUUCACUGGGUCAACAGCUGUCGGAAAAAAAUUAAUGGCAGGUGCUGCUGGGACUGUGAAAAAGGUCUCCCUAGAACUUGGUGGCAAUGCACCUUGCAUAAUCUUUGAUGAUGCAGAUCUAGAAGUAGCUCUGAAAGGAACUUUGGCAACAAAAUUCCGUAACAGUGGACAAACUUGUGUUUGUGCAAAUAGAGUGCUUGUGCAAGAAGGGAUCUAUGAGCAAUUUGCAAAUGCAUUUUCUAAUGCUGUGCAGAAUAUGAAAGUUGGGGAUGGUUUUGGUGAAGGUGUGGUUCAGGGCCCGCUAAUUAAUGAUGCUGCAGUGCAGAAGGUUGAAAAAUUGGUGCAAGAUGCCAUCUCAAAGGGAGCUAAAGUCCUUGUUGGUGGCAAGAGACACGGUCUUGGACGGACUUUUUAUGAGCCUACAGUGAUGGCUGGUGUGAAGGGUGAGAUGCUCAUAUCCAGGGAGGAAGUAUUUGGUCCUGUUGCACCUCUUCUGAAAUUUAAAACAGAGGAAGAAGCUAUCCAGUUGGCCAAUGAUACCAAUGCAGGACUAGCCGCCUAUGUCUUCACGACAAAUGUUCAAUGCUCUUGGCGUGUAGCUGAAGCUCUUGAAUAUGGAAUAGUUGGAGUUAACGAAGGAUUGGUUUCGACUGAGGUGGCUCCAUUUGGAGGUAUGAAACAAUCAGGUCUUGGACGUGAAGGAUCAAAAUACGGGAUUGAUGAGUUUCUGGAAAUUAAUUGAGAACCUUAAAAUUUA
Olea europaea var. sylvestris is the source of this 1746-nucleotide messenger RNA. Its product is annotated as succinate-semialdehyde dehydrogenase, mitochondrial. The record is from RefSeq and is a predicted model, not a curated record. Gene Ontology annotation, molecular function: succinate-semialdehyde dehydrogenase (NAD+) activity. The transcript is spliced from 22 exons. The annotation marks the transcript as partial. NCBI's taxonomy places the organism in Eukaryota, Viridiplantae, Streptophyta, Magnoliopsida, Lamiales, Oleaceae.